GUGGAGAAAGGCAAGAUGCUGGCGGCUAGAAUCAAGGAGCUCGCGAAAGCCAGGGACUUCGAGGGUAUGCUGGAGGCACUCGAAGAGGGACCCAAGAACGCCAUUGUGUGCACCGUGGCUAUCACCUGCUUGGGCCAAGCGGGAAAAUGGAGGGAAGCGGUAGAGGUGCUAGACGGCAUGGGAAAGGGUGGCAGCGACAGGCCCGACGCGUUCGCCUACGCCGCGACCAUUAACGCCUGCGGAAAGGCCGGGAGACCCGUCGAGGCAGUGGCGCUACUAACGGAGAUGCCGACCAGGCGAGUAAAGCCCGAUGUGGUUUGCUUCGGCUCUGCCAUCUUCGCGCUGGGAGAGGUCGCCGGCACGCAGAAUCGGAGCACCUGGGGCAGGAAAGGGGCCAACGAGGGAGGCGGCAGCGGCGGAGGAGGAGGAGACAUGCCUAUGGCUGCUGCCGUGGCCGGCCCGAAGCCUACCCGUGCCCACGAAAAGGCCCUGGAAUUGAUCCAGGACAUGCGACGCGAAGGGCCGAGCCCGAACUCCCAGUGCUACGCCUCUGCGAUCACCGCUUGCGCUAGGGCGCACGACCCGAGGUCGGCCAUGCGGCUCCUGGCAGACAUGAGGGAGGACGGCGUGCCGCCGAACGACGUGGUGCUUAACGCCGCCGUCGACGCGUGCGGAAAGGGAGAUGCCCCCGACGAGGCCCUAAAGCUUCUCCGCGGUAUGGAAAAAGCUUACGGGGUAAAGCCCAACACCGUCACGUACAACUCCGCCAUCUCCGGUCUCUCCAGGGCCGGCAGGGCACGAGAAGCGAAGGCGCUGCUGAACGAAAUGUCCGAGAGAGGGCUCAAGCCGGACAUUUUCAGCUUCAACGCAGCGAUGCAGGGGUUCGCGGCGGCGGGGGACCCUCGAAACACGGCCUCUCUCUCCGACGAGAUGAAGAGCCGCGGCAUAGGCAUGGACGUGGUCAGCUACGGGACUGCUGUGAGCGCUUGCGCCAAAGCUGGAGACGUCAAGGGGGCGCUGAAGCUACUCAAGGAGAUGGAGGAGGCGGGUGUCGAGCCCAACACAGUGGUGUACAAUUCGGCGCUGGAUGCCUGCGGUCGCGCGGGAAAGCCCAAGGUGGCCGAGAAGCUCCUCCGGAAGAUGGGAGAGACCGGCGUGGUCCGAGACGCGACGAGUUACACGGGAGCCAUCGUGGCAUGUUCCAGGAACGGGGACGGGGACAAGGCGCUCGAGUGGCUCGAGACCAUGUCCGAGGAGGGAAUCGCUCCCGAGGCAAUCACCUACAACUACGCCAUGGCGGCGUGUGGAAGGUCCGGGAACGAUAGGCAGGCGGAGUGGCUCCUAAACGAGAUGCGUGGCCAGGGAGUGACUCCAAACCGCAUCAGCUACAGCGCGGCCAUGUUCGCCCUGGGCAAGGCUGGUCGUCUGCCGGAUGUAUUGAGCCUCCUGGAAGAGAUGCACAGAGAGGGCGUCGAGGCAGAUGAGGUUACCUAUCACAUUGCCGUGGACGCGGCGUCUAUCGCGAGAGAUCUUGGCUGCGCCAUGGACCUGUUCCGAGAAAUGCGUGCGAGAGGCCUCCCCGUCACGAAGCGGCGCGUGGAGUACAUCCAAGCCAAGAUCUCGGGCGGCGGCGGCCGAAGUGGAGGUGGCCGCAAAAACGACCGAUCGCGCGUUAAGGAGCGAACCAAGGCCGAGGACGUCGUUGCGACAACAUCGCAGGAUGAUGGUGAUUCCUCUUCUCGUAAAUCGCGGGCCGUUAAGAAGGUGUCUCGCGGGGCACUCCACGGCGGCGGCGGCGGGGGUGGGGGCGUCGCGCAGGGGAAGUCGGGGAAGGGGGGAAGCCAGGCCGCGGAUGGAGAGGAGGAAGCCGGAGCUGAUUUCUUGGAAGAACUGCGGCAACGGUUCGCGGUCGAGACGGAAGAGCUCGCUAGCGACAGUGAUCUCGACCUUCUGGCAGACGACGUCUUGCUUGCUGGCGCCAAUAGUUACGGUGAAGUCGAAACAAAUGGCGAGGCGGGGGCAGUCACUACGUCGGUACACGUCACAGGAGCAGUUGGGGAUUCACCGGUAUCCGGAGCCGACGGAGACGAUCGAAUGCCCGAAGACGGCAGAUCCGAAGCAGACGAAACCGUCGCCGAAAUCGCUGACGAGGCGGUACGAAGUGAUAUCUCUGGGCAAGGGGAGGACACAAACAAGGCGCAGCUGGUACUCGAGGGGUUCAAGACUAUGAAGGUUACCGACCUCAAGGUCGAGCUCAAGGGCAGGGGGCUCCGUGUGUCUGGAAACAAAGCCGAGCUUCUCGCCAGGCUCGAGAAGGCUCUGCAGCAGCCAGCAGCCUAGCGUCACUGCUGGAUACCUUGCCGGCCAAGAAGCCGGUCGUUCGUGUCCGAUAGUAUUAAACCACGCUGUGCACGAAAAUAUUACUCGGAGCACGCGUAGAACUUGCGCUCGGUCUGUGUUUGUGGGCAUUGGUUUGCCUGAGAUUUCGGGGAUGAGAGUUAUGUCCCCAAUUUUAGAGGUGUUGCUCCUGGCGAACUG
This is a messenger RNA of Ectocarpus sp. CCAP 1310/34, 2538 nucleotides long. The record is from the annotation of a GenBank genome assembly. NCBI's taxonomy places the organism in Eukaryota, Phaeophyceae, Ectocarpales, Ectocarpaceae.